This is a messenger RNA of Etheostoma spectabile (orangethroat darter), 611 nucleotides long. RefSeq names its product mannosidase beta like (gene manbal). The record is from RefSeq and is a predicted model, not a curated record. Bases 221 to 481 code for a protein of 86 amino acids. The transcript is spliced from 3 exons. Gene Ontology annotation, cellular component: membrane. Lineage: Eukaryota; Metazoa; Chordata; Actinopteri; Perciformes; Percidae.
GGAAGUUGUUCCAGAUUUGUAACGUCACUUCCGAUAGUCGGACUUUUUUUCUCCUUUUGUGAUGUAGCUAAAUUAGCUCGUGUUUUUCACUUGAUAGUGUUUCAACCUAUGGUUUCACCGCUUUGCUGGUGUUGUUAACAUCCCCGUAACGAGAAAAGGAUAGCGAAAUAGGUUCACCGAGGAAUAGCAGACCAAACAGCCAAUCAGCAGCAGCAGCAUCAUGUCUGCAGAACUGGACCUGUCCCCUCCGGAGGUCCCUGAACCCACCUUUCUAGAGAGCCUGCUGCGCUACGGGCUGUUUCUGGGUGCCAUCUUCCAGCUCAUUUGCAUCCUGGCUGUCAUCGUCCCCACAUCCAAGGGACAUGAACAGGAGGAGACUGAGUCCACUGAUGGCAAGGCCACUGAACAGAUGAAGAAACCUAAAGGACCGGCACCUCAGAUUCGACAGAAACCAAAAAAAGAGAGCAAAAAGAAACGAUAGAGUGUGUGUGUGUGUGUGUGUGUGUGUGUGUGUGUGUGUGUGUGUGUGUGUGUGUGUGUGUGUGUGUGUGUGUGUGUGUGUGUGUGUGUGUGUGUGUGUGUGUGUGUGUGUGUGUGUGUGUGUGUGUGUG